This is a messenger RNA of Metarhizium brunneum ARSEF 3297, 930 nucleotides long. It is a transcript of the gene ROX3, whose product is annotated as Mediator of RNA polymerase II transcription subunit 19. Gene Ontology annotation, molecular function: transcription coregulator activity. NCBI's taxonomy places the organism in Eukaryota, Fungi, Ascomycota, Sordariomycetes, Hypocreales, Clavicipitaceae. Gene Ontology annotation, biological process: regulation of transcription by RNA polymerase II. Gene Ontology annotation, cellular component: mediator complex. The record is from RefSeq and is a predicted model, not a curated record.
AUGUCCGACGACUCACCGCACAAACGAAAGCGCUCGCUAGGCGAUACCGGUGACCGCGACCGCGACCAGAAGAAGAUGCAUCUCGGGGAUAGCCGGUUGGGUAUUGAGGACCUGCACCUGGACGUCGGGGAGAAAUACCUUCUCUGCAGAACACCACAUCCCGAGCCUCUCACCAGGAUAGCCCAAGACCUGUACGAGAUGUGCGGCCUCACCAGCCUCGCCGCCGAAGUAGCGCGAGAGAAGCCCAACGGGGAGAAGAACGCUUUACGGAAAACAUACAAGGGUCACAUAAAGCGAUUAGGGGUAGCCGGUCAUUUCGACGUCCAGAAGAAAAAGGAAGACGCGCCCUCAGAGUUCAUGGCGAUCCUCCAAGUCCCCGAGCUGGAGUGGAACGUCCAUCAGGUCAAAGGUCGCGAAAUUACCGACGGGUUAUCCGCGACGACGCUCUCGAACCUUGGCCGUGCCAUGAACAUGUCCAAGGGGCCCAUACCCAAGCCGGUCUGGGACUCGUCGGUGCUGGGAGACUUGGCACCGUCCAGUGGCAAUGCGUCAAAACCAAUCUCUGCGAAGCCAUCAGCGCCGGGCACCCCCUUAGCUUCAACACCCAAUACGAUAGGUCGACCAAAACCUCCGAUUCUUGCUGGGCAGGACCCCAACCGGCCUCGGAGGAAUGUCAAGAAGCGAUCAUAUGGCGAUAGCAGCUUCGAAGGGUAUGGCGAAGGAUACCCCGAUGACGACGGAGGCAUGGAUACUGGAUACUCUACGGGAGAAGGCGAGGGCGGUCAAAAGCGUCGGAAAAAAGUAGGUUAUGACAGCACAAACGGCAACGAGUCACUUUCGUCUGACAUGGCCUUGAAGAACACGGCAGCGUCGCCACCUAAUGCUCUCAUGCGUCAACAAAGUUACGGCCCGGGCAUGGUCGGUGCUUGA